Molecule: messenger RNA, 1622 nt
Organism: Paramecium primaurelia
Lineage: Eukaryota; Ciliophora; Oligohymenophorea; Peniculida; Parameciidae
Source: the annotation of a GenBank genome assembly
AUGCAUUAAAGAGUACUAGCAAAUGAAAGUCCAUAUCACAGGUAAAUCUACGGAAGACCUCGACUUUAAUCACAAGAUCCAGGUCGUAGAGUCCUGACAGAAACUGAUACUAAGACUAAUAUUUCAAGAAAAUUCACCAAAUUCGACUUUGAUUCUGUUCUAACAAUAAGAACAAGUAAGGGAAGUAAGAAGUUUAAGCCGCAACGCUUUGAAGUUAAACCUAUUGUAAAGUAUUUGUGCAAAGCUAGAAAACUGAAGUGGACUCAGAUUUGGAGACUUAUUAAAGAAUGGUUCUAGCCAAAAUGAAAGAAAAGAAUAUAUUACCAAAAUAACGUUCAUUAAGCAAUGCUACACCAUAACAAAAGAGCUAAGAUCGUUAUGCUUCUUUGGAUUCAUAAAAUAGAAUCAACAAUAAGUAAACUCAGAAUGUACAUCCUAAGAUUUUGUGGGAUAUGUCAGAGGAAGAAUGGUAAUAAUUUGGGGAUCGCUUUCCCUAACACUUUGAAAAGAAGAAGCUACUUGGAAGAGGAGGAUUUUCAUUAGUAUGGUUAGGAGAACAUAAAAGAACCAAAGAAAAGUUUGCUAUUAAAUAAAUCCUCUCUACCAAUACUCAUUAAUCUCAUAUGAAAGAAAUUUGGUUUGGAAUACAUUUCUUUUAAGAUGGUUAACCAAAAAAACAAUUUACAAAUUUUCCAGGAUGUAAGAAUUUAGUACGUUUUCUUACCUAUGACAUCAAACCAUAAGACACUUGGAUAUUUUAAGAAAUUUGUGGAGAAAGUCUUGGUAAUCAACUAUAUGAUCUUAAAGGAAAGAAUGUUAAUAAUGAACGCAUGUAUAGGGUAGAUACACUUCAUUCUAUUUUAGUUAACUCAUAAACCACUUUAUAACACUUUUCGUAAAGAUUAAACUGAACUCAAAAAAUUAAUUCGAGAAUUAGCCUAGGCUCUUGAUCUUCUAUAGGAUUAAAGAAUUGUACAUUCUGAUCUUAAAACUGAAAACAUUUUAGUUAAGAAAAUAAAAAAUGAGAAUGAUUUACAUGAACUAACUUAAGUGAAAUUGAUUGAUUAUGGUAGUAGUUUUCCUUUUGAUGAUUUAAAAUAAUUUUCAAUGGCUACACCAGAGUAAUUCAUUCUUUUUUUAUAUUAGAUAUAUGUGUCCAGAAAUAUUAAAUUAUAUCUUAUAUGAAAAUUAAAUGAAUUACCGUCCUUGUUUGAUGAAAUAUUUAAGAAAUUAUAAGAAACCUUGGGUAAUUGAUGUUUGGUCUCUUGGUUGUGUUGUACUAGAGAUUAUAUCAGGAAUACCUCUAUGGAUGAGUCUUAAAACUAUAGUUACAAAAAAUGGAAAGGAAGUAAUAGAUUAUGGAUUAUUUGCUGUAAAGGGUAGAGUUUUUGAUAAAAUAAUUGAUCGUUAAAUGGAAGUUAUUUAAAAUUUAGAUAGUUAUAUAGAUAAAAAUUAUUCUGGUAAUAUAAUAAUGUAUUAUAAUUUAAUUAGGAUUAAAAAUUGAUAAUUAGAUUCGAUUUGUCUUAAAAGAAAUGUUAAACUUAGAUCCAGAGAAAAGAUUAUCCCCAAAGUAAAUAAUUGAAUACUUAUCCACCAAAAAAGAAUACCUUAUAACUCAAUGA